CCGGGCGUGAUGUCACGGCAGGCUAACACAGGCUUCGGCGCCACAACUCUGUGUCCCCAGAUCUCCAACGUGUGCAGAUGGCUACGCUUCCUCCUGCCGGACGCAGAUGGGGCCUCCGUCGAGUUUGUGCGCUCCCCGGACAAUGUACGGGCGUAUGUGGACAACUUGACGGAGGCACGGCUAAACAGGGCCACCAUCUGCAUGCACCUGGACAAUCUCCUGCGGUUCGUGGCAUUUGUCAGGGAGCAGUCGGGCCCGGAGUACGACGCCGAAUGCGACACCUUUGCCGCGGCCCUCAAGUCGGCAAUGCGGGGCAUCAGGCGCGAGGGGGAGCCCGCCAAAAGCGCCAAGCUAGUGAUCGGACCACAAACCACCCUGUACCACUGCCAGACGAUCCUCCGCAGGGCCCAGGAGGACGUGACCGCUGUCCAGACCAAUUUGGACCAGGAGCGCCACGUCACGGAGGAGAACCAGACGCGACUCCGGCAGUACUGCGUGGCCCUGCUCCUGCUCAAGGCGUGCGUCAAGCCGUGGGUGGUGGAAAACCUGCAGACGAGAGAGUGGCUGGAGCGCACCAGCUACGGCGGCUUUGUGGCGGUCACUUGCCGUCGGCAGGAUGGACAUGAGUCCUCCUUUGCCCUGGGGGAGGACGACGCCUCUCUCAUUGAGACCUACUUCAAAAAAGUUAGGUCAGGCGUUGUGAGGGACACCAAGACGGUCGAGACCCAUCUCUUCCUCUACCGCUCUGGGGCCGUCAUCACCAGCGCUCACGUGGAGUUGUGCCGCCUUCAUCGCCAGUGAGUGAAGUUGUUUUUCGAGGCGGUGGAGGGGUGUAAUAAAACUUUACAAAGUCAAGUUUAAUCAGAUCA
This is a messenger RNA of Fundulus heteroclitus (mummichog), 869 nucleotides long. RefSeq lists its product as uncharacterized. The record is from RefSeq and is a predicted model, not a curated record. Bases 10 to 801 code for a protein of 263 amino acids. The transcript is spliced from 4 exons. Lineage: Eukaryota; Metazoa; Chordata; Actinopteri; Cyprinodontiformes; Fundulidae.